Messenger RNA from Pyricularia oryzae 70-15, 1890 nucleotides. Its product is annotated as maltose permease MAL61. Gene Ontology annotation, molecular function: carbohydrate:proton symporter activity. The record is from RefSeq and is a predicted model, not a curated record. Lineage: Eukaryota; Fungi; Ascomycota; Sordariomycetes; Magnaporthales; Pyriculariaceae. Gene Ontology annotation, biological process: carbohydrate transport; transmembrane transport. Gene Ontology annotation, cellular component: membrane. Bases 164 to 1798 code for a protein of 544 amino acids. The transcript has 5 exons.
GGGGUACGGGACCUGUUUUGCUUUUUUGCUCAAACAAAUAAGAAGCAUCUUGCAGCCCGCCACAUCUGCAUUUUUCCAACCUUGGAUCUUCUCUUUCUCUCUCUACUUGUUCUCACAAGACAUUUUCGUGGCAAAUAUUUCCCCCCAUAGAAAUUUGCCCAAAAUGAGCGAGAAAGCCAACCUCAGCGCCCAGUCGGGCACUGGCCCCGACAUUGAGGCUGUCAACAAAACCACGUCCCCGCCCGGCUACGAAGAUGUCACCCUUGAGAAGGGCACCGAUGCCUACAACCGCGCCGGCGCCAUCGAGGCCGAGCAGCAGGAGCUGUCCAUGACGGUCAUCGAGACGGUCAAGGCCUAUCCCGCUGCCACUUUCUGGGCCUUUAUCAUGUCUUGCACCAUUAUCAUGGAAGCCUACUGCGUCUUUUUGAUGGGCAACUUUGUCGCCAUCGACCGAUUCAAGAAUCGCUUUGGUGAAUUCAGCGAACGCGAGAACGGCUUCAUCAUCACCACCCCAUGGCAAUCCGGUCUGCAGAUGACUGGCCCGGUCGGAGCCUUUAUCGGUGUCAUGAUCGCCGGUCCCAUUACGAGCAAGAUCGGCUACCGAUGGGCCACAAUUGGUGGUCUCAUGGCCCUCAACGGCUUCAUCUUUGUCUUUUUCUUCGCCGACUCCUUGGCCGUCAUGCUGGUAUCUCAGCUUCUCGAGGGUAUCCCUUGGGGAAUUUUCAUUGCCAACGCACCGGCUUACUGCAGUGAAAUCGUCCCCAUGCGCCUGAGGGCCCCUUGCACCCAGAUGUUGCAAAUGUUCUGGGCUAUUGGAGCCAUCAUCGUCCAAGCCGUCACCUACCAAUACAACGAAGUCGAUGCCGACAUUGCAUACAAGAUCCCCAUCGCACUCCAAUGGAUGUUCCCCACACCUCUUGCCCUCCUCGUCUGGUGGGGCCCCGAGUCCCCCUGGUGGCUCACCCGCAAGGGAAGACUCGAGGAGGCUGAAAAGGCCGUCAAGCGCCUGGGUCGUGCAUCGUCCACCGACAACCCGGCCGCCACCGUGGCCAUGAUGAAGCGUACCAUUGAUCUGGAAAAGACCACCACGGAGCCCAGCUUGAUGGAGCUGUUCAAGGGUACCGACCGCUACCGAACCCUGAUUGUGUGCGCCGUCUACGCUGCUCAGAACCUGACGGGCAACCUGAUUGCCAACCAAGCCGUCUUUUUCUUCCGACAGGCUGGUAUCAGCUCCAACCUUGCCUUUGGUCUUGGUCUUGUCGUCUCUGGCGCCCAGACCAUCAUGGUCAUGGCAUCUUGGGUCCUCACAACAUAUCUCGGCCGACGAACCAUUUACCUCUGGGGUUCAGCCAUCAACAUGAUCUUCCUCAUCGCCGUCGGUAUUGCAGGAUCUUUCGGCAAGUCGGACGCAUCAUCCCUGGCGACCGCCUCGCUUGGUCUGAUCGUCUCGGUGCUGUUCUGCUUGGGUCCCGCCCCGGCCUCGUGGGUCAUCAUCGGAGAGACGUCUUCCAUCCGCCUCAGGCCGCUCACCACCGGCGUCGGUCGUGCCUCUUACUACAUUGUCAACAUCCCCUGCAUCUACCUGUCCUCCUGGAUGCUCAACACCGAGGGUGCCGACCUGGCCGGCAGGACCGGUUACGUCUGGGCCGCCACGGCUUUUGUCUGUCUGGCGGCGGCGUACGUCUGGCUGCCCGAGAUGAAGCACCGCUCCUACAGAGAGAUCGACAUUCUCUUCAACCGUCACGUCCCCGCCCGCAAGUGGAAGAACACCACCAUCGACAUCCACGACGACGAGUAGACGAGGUGCAAAACAAGUGCCGGCAGAGGGAUGUGAGACUUUUUCGUUUGUCAUGUGGGGUCGGACCAGAUCUGGCCAGCGUUGUUAUCGAG